AUGGUGGUAGCGCGUGUUGCCCAUACAAGCACCUUCAUUCCCGAAACAAAUUCUGUUCUCAUCACUGGUGGUGAUAGUAAUAAUUUGUGGAUUGGUUCUCCGUCUACGGAGACAUUUCUUUCAUCGAACGGAUCGUCCGCACUAGGAAGAAAUAUGACAGAAGCCCGAUUUCUUCAUACAGCCGAUCAUCUAGGACCACAUGAAAUUCUGAUCGCUGGAGGUUCGAAUACUUCGAAUGCCGAAGUUUUCGAUCCUCUACUUGGAAUAACAAACAGAACGGUCAUAAUGAGUGCACCGAGAAUCGAACAUAAAUCGGCUCUGAUUGAUUAUGGAGGCGUCAAACGUGUGUUGUUAAUGGGCGGAUAUUACGGAGUUGAAAUGGAUAUAUCUCCUACGGGUGAGGUUUAUGACAAUGUAACAGAUACAUUUAAACCAGUUAACAACAACAUGUCUUCAGCUCGGGUUGGCCACACAGCGACUGCUAUUCCGAAUGGUACUGUAGUUAUCGCCGGCGGUUUUUCGGAGACAUUCACUCCUCUCGAUUCAAUCGAAGUCUACAGCAGCGCUUCGAACAUAUUUGUACCGCUUAUUGCACGCCUGUCGCAUGCUCGAGGAUAUCACACAGCAACAUACAUUCCGUCUAUUCAAGCAAUAUUAUUUACCGGUGGUGAAUUUAAUUAUACUUCAUCUGUUGCUCUACAAACAUACGAAUUGUUCGAUAUACUUAGCCUCACUAUUAUACGAAAUGGAACAUUACUAGACCCAAAAACCGGCGGAACAGCAACACUUUUACUUAACGGAGAAGUACUUCUAGUGGAAGGUUAUGAUGGCUUUAAUGAUACAAUUACGUGCGAGUUGUACAAUCCCAUGACGGAUUUGUGGAGAGCGGCAGCCAGCUUGAACAUGGCAAGAGAUGGUCACACCGCUACACUACUAGAGAAUUCGGGACAAGUGUUGAUCUGUGGUGGAGUGAUACAACCGAGCUACAGUGUGCUCGACGAGUGUGAACUCUAUCAUCCGUAG
Messenger RNA from Didymodactylos carnosus, 1023 nucleotides. The record is from the annotation of a GenBank genome assembly. Lineage: Eukaryota; Metazoa; Rotifera; Eurotatoria; Philodinida; Philodinidae.